CGUGUCGUGUGUGCCCUGUAGUGAGAGCGUGGGGGAGGGCGUGCCCGCUACUGCGCACUAAUAGUGAAAGCCUUGGGAGGCAUCCAGCCAGCAAACAGUGGUUGUCGUCCCUGGCCGAUUUCGGCGGGGAGAUGUGAAGACCGGCGCCCUCACCCUCAAGCCGACGGGCCUCGUGCUUCGCGCUGCAGGCACAUUCAUAUCCAGUUGUUCCGACCGUGAGGUCGCCGGACCAGGGGACCGGAGUACCGGCACGACCAAGGUCGCUGGCGGCCCCUCGCCAGUCGUGCGGCCGGGUGCCCGUGGGGACGGACCAUGCCGUCGGUGGAGGAGGCCGAGGAGCCGUGCCUGUGGCUCUGGCUGCGCCUUUUCAGCGUGCCGUGUCUGGUGACGGUGGUGCUGGUCGGUACGCCGCCAGGACGCUGGUUCGUCCGUAACCGCUUCCGCUGGCCCGUCAACAACAGGAUUGGCUGGUGUCUUAAGGAGCUGCCGUCGCUGCUGAUUCCCAUCUGGCACCUGUCGGGCCAGACUGGCCCACUGCUCCGGCCACCGUUGCUGCCGCUCUCGCUGUUCGCCGCGCACUACUUCCAGCGCACGUUCAUCUACCCGCUGCGCAUGUCGGCCGACUCGGCUCGGCCGCUGCCCUACAUACUGAUGGCAGCGGCCUUCACCACCUGGAACGGCCAGCUGCAGAGCCUGGCGGCACAUCGCUGUCCGGCCGAUAGUAGCGACACCUAUACCACCUUGCACGCCGUUGGUGCUGUCAUCUUUGUGCUCGGCGCUGCGAUCAACAUCGACUCGGACCAGCGACUGCUGGCGUUGAGGAAGCCUGGUGGACCGCGCUACUGCGUGCCCCACGGUGGAUUCUUCGAGUUCGUCACGGCCGCCAACUACCUGGGCGAGAUGAUCGAGUGGUGGGGCUACGCGCUGGUGUCCUGGACACCGGCGGCACUGUUCUUCGCCCUGUUCACCACCGUGUACCUCACCGGCUGCGCGGCAGAACUGCACGAGCAGAACAAGGCUCGCUUCGGGGCUGAGUAUCCGCGCGAGCGCCGUCGGAUCGUGCCGUUCCUGUUUUGAACGUAUUUUGGCGGCCAGUGGGAUACAACAUGUGCGCUGGGAAGAGAGUUUCUUUCACAUUCCAAGGACAUAGACGAAGAAAGGUUGGUUUGGCUUUGCUCAGCGUAAUGGUGAUAACACAGAGCUGGGCAAUGAGUCACUCGCUGAAAAUAUACUUGGAAAAGUAGA
Pollicipes pollicipes is the source of this 1245-nucleotide messenger RNA. RefSeq names its product 3-oxo-5-alpha-steroid 4-dehydrogenase 1. The transcript has 3 exons. Gene Ontology annotation, molecular function: 3-oxo-5-alpha-steroid 4-dehydrogenase activity. NCBI's taxonomy places the organism in Eukaryota, Metazoa, Arthropoda, Thecostraca, Pollicipedomorpha, Pollicipedidae. Gene Ontology annotation, biological process: steroid biosynthetic process. The coding region runs from base 313 to 1077 and encodes 254 amino acids. The record is from RefSeq and is a predicted model, not a curated record.